GCGCGUUAUUUAUAGGUUAUGUUCUACAGGAUUUCAGCUCGCACGACGAAAGAGCAAAGAAUCAUAAACAUAAACAAAUGUUUCCCUAAUUAAAAAAACACCGGGGGUUUUUUUCCAUAAAUAAUCACAAUGGUCGUGUGUAAAUAUUUUCAACAAGGAAGCUGUCGUUUCGGACAGUAUUGCAGAUACGAGCAUAUAAACAAUUAUGGUUCAAAUGCAAAUAGAUCGAAAACUUAUGAUGGAAAGAAUAUUACUCUCAUCGUUGCCGAAGAUAUUUUGGCUGCAGAAAGAGGUGGACAAUGGUUGCUAUCAUGUUUCGGACCAUUCAAGGAACAACCAUGUAUUCCGGGAAUGUCAGAUCUUUCUCCGGAGGAAGUUCGUUGGGAAAUGUAUCAAGCUGAGAAAAAGGGCACCGUCGAGCAAGUUAAAAUGCAAUUUCAACAACUUUGUCAAGAGAUGAAAGUUAAACGCGAUGCACUUAAAAAUCCAACACCACAACUGGUAACAGUAUUGGAAAAUCUCCAAAAGAGCGGUCAGGACAGUGCAUUUGGUGCAUCGUCAGCGUCUUCAAAAUCGAAUUUCUCAUUCGCAACUCCACAAUUGGGGAACACGACGUCUACAAAUACGAAUGCCAACGUCUUUGGUGCAAAAUCAUUUGGCACAUCGAGUAAUCCAUUCGGUGGUAGUUUCAGUUCAACGAGUGGAAAUGCAAUAUUCGGUGGAUCAUCAGCAGCGACAUCGAGCUCAGUAUUCGGAUCGAAACCAGCUUUUGGAAGUAAUUCUGUUUUUGGAGCAACUCCGAGUACAACUUCUCUAUUCGGUGGAGCUACGACGCCUGCAUUUGGAACACAAACCACUCAAUCGUUCGGCACUUCGCAGAAUUCUUCAGUUUUCGGAGGAGCAGCAGCAGGAGGAGGAGGAGGUGUAAUUUCACAACCAGUUUUUGGUCAAACUUCGGCAUUCGGAACUCCGCAGAAUAAUUCCUUCUUGAGACCGGCAUCAACAGUGGCUACAACGUCAGUUUUUGGUAACAAUGCAAGCAGUACGUUCGGUGGUUCAGCACCGCCGAGUUUUGGUAAUCCGGGUGUUUUCGGUAAUGCGGGAAGUGCGCCUGCUUUUGGAACAACGUCGACUUCGUCUGCUUUUGGAUCGACGACAACAACUUCUGCUUUUGGGGCAAAAACGACGCAAUCGGCUUUUGGUGGUGCUCCGGUUUUCGGUGGGACUAGUGCUUUUGGUAAUUCACAAUCGGGUUCGAUUUUCGGUGCUCAAACGACAUUUGCACCGGCGACGACUGGCAGUUUAUUCGGUGGUUCAACGACGAAUACUUUCAACAAUUCGACGACGUCGGGAAUGAAUUUAUUUGGCGCUGGAACAGCAUCGACGCCUUUCGGUGGUGGUGGUGGAGGGAAUUCUUUCGGUCAACCGGCCGUGAGUGGAGCGCCGUUUGGACAGACAACAAUGGCUGUGAGUUCGACUUUCGGACAGACGACCAACGCCGAAAUACCCUUUGGACAAACGACAACCGCUGGCGGAGGGAAUUUCGGUCAAACGGCAGUCACUUCGGGAACGCCUUUCGGUCCACAGGGAGGCGCUGCUCCUUUUGGACAAACGGCGCCUUUUGCCUCGACGAGUGGACCAUUUUCAACGACCACUGCUCCCUUCUCGCAGAACGCUCCCUUUGGACAAACGGUCACUGCGACCGAUAGUUCUUCAAUGUCUUCGGAAUUUGGAAUUCCGGUCACUGCACCACCACCAUUUGGAGCGCAAAUUAAUUUCGGAAAUGCGAUUAAUUCUCCGUUUUCAAGUACAAAUACAACUGUCACAACGGCCACGUCGAAUCCUUUUAUGAGUACUCCUUUCGGCGGUCAACAACAAAAUCAAAAUUAUUCCACUGCUGGACCAUUCACAAAAUCUGUUGGCGGUGUCUUCUCUCUCGCUGCGAUUUUCGAUGAACUCGCUUUCUCGGCUGAGGGCUGUUUGACCGACGAUCAGAAAAAUUGCUAUUUACAGGAUAAAUUCACUUUGGGCAAAAUACCACUAAGAGUGCCGACUAAAGAACUCAGUUGAAGUCUGCAAUUUUGAAACUUUACAUUGAGAAAUGUUUGAAUAUCAAAUUCAACGACCAGAGUUAAAUAGAGAAAGACUUAAAAAAACAGAUUUAAAUUAAUUUUCUAAUUAAUUAAUUAUAUUGAAUGUAUUAAUUCUCGUUAAUUUAUUAUAUUAGUAAAUUAAUAAUAAAAUA
Molecule: messenger RNA, 2245 nt
Organism: Leptopilina heterotoma
Lineage: Eukaryota; Metazoa; Arthropoda; Insecta; Hymenoptera; Figitidae
Product: nuclear pore complex protein DDB_G0274915-like
Exons: 5
Coding region: 130-2070 (646 amino acids)
Molecular function (GO): metal ion binding
Source: RefSeq, a predicted model, not a curated record